AUGGUAUCAGUUAGCACCACCUCCACUCCUGUCUUCUUGAUGUUUGGCAAUGGGUGGAUUGCCAACCAAAUCAAGGAAGUCCUUGUAUCUCAAGGCAAGAUCAUUAUCAUGUCUCAGGCCCGGACUGAGAGCCGUGAACAGAUAUUGAGCGAGCUGAUCAAACAUAAGCCGAGUCGAGUCCUAAACUGUGCCGGCACACGCGGCACCCCAAAUGUCGACUGGUGUGAGCAACAUAAGAUUGAGACUGUCCGUUCCAAUAUUUUAGGCACGCUCAACGUAGUAGACGCCUGUCAUCAGCUUGACAUUCACGUCACGCACAUUGGCUCGGCCUGCAUAUACACACUCUCUGAGGAAGAGAUUGACAACCACCCGCCCUUCAAGGAGACAGACGAACCGUUCUUCCAGGGCUCCUGGUAUGCUCGGAGCCGCCUGCUCAGCGAGCUGUCUAUUCGUCAUUACCCUAACCUUCUGCUUCUGCGUAUUCGUCUCCCAAUUGCGGCCGACAUGCAUCCCAACAAUCAUCUCAGCCGACUGUUGAAAUUCGAGAAGAUUGUUGACCGAACAGGAUCUGGAACCGUCCUGCCAAAUCUACUCCCAGGUGCCAUUAUUCUCUCCGAGAAUGCGGAGACGGGAAUCUACAACUUUGUGACACCUGGCGAGAUCAGCAAUGUCGAGCUCAUGGAGCUAGCCAAGCAGCACAUCCGACCUAACCUGGUAUGGAGUACAUUCAAGUUGGAUGAUAUGCUUGCGAUAUUGAAGGCCCCCAGAGCAAACUGUAUCAUGGAUGCCAAUAAGCUGACGAAUAAACUGCGGGAAUACGGGUAUGAGAUUAAAGAACGUCGGGAGGCUUUGGAGGAAGUAUUUCGAACGCUGGCACAGAAUGGGGUGUAA
Molecule: messenger RNA, 891 nt
Organism: Aspergillus melleus
Lineage: Eukaryota; Fungi; Ascomycota; Eurotiomycetes; Eurotiales; Aspergillaceae
Exons: 4
Coding region: 1-891 (296 amino acids)
Biological process (GO): S-adenosylmethionine biosynthetic process
Cellular component (GO): methionine adenosyltransferase complex
Molecular function (GO): methionine adenosyltransferase regulator activity
Source: RefSeq, a predicted model, not a curated record